AUGGUGGCAUACACUUCGACGCCAGCCGACGUGGAGGCGGCAGAGGGCCUCCAGAACGAGAAGACGGUGGUGGUGGUGGAGAAGCGCUCGUACACGGCCUGGAUGUGGAAGCUGUCGGCGGCCCUCCUGGUGGCCGCCCUUUGCCUGGGGACGGUGCUACUCUUCGCCUGGUACUGGCACGGACGACCCGAAACCACGACGGUCUCGGUGGGCCCGACGCAAGCGCUGGUGGGCGACGACGAAAAUUCAGAUCCGCACAACACGCUGAAGAGGAUCAGCACCAAAGCCAAGGCCGCCAUUCAUCUCGAAGGAAUUCACGAGGAAGGCAAGAGCGAGAACGAGCAGCUACAGUGGCGCAACGGCCAGGGUCAGGCCUUCGCGCAGGGCGGCCUGACGCUGCAGAACAACCAGAUCGUAGUCCCGCACACCGGCCUCUACUUCGUCUACAGCCAGGCAUCCUUCCGCGUGUCCUGCAGAGACAACAGCGGCGAGGAAGGCCUGGCGGACGCUUCGGGGAAGCCCCUGGCCCCCCUGAGCCACCGCAUUUGGCGCUACUCCGACUCGGUGGGCCGCAAGACCUCGCUGAUGAGCGCCGUCCGCUCGGCGUGCCAGCACAGCGGCUCGGCCGAGGACGAGCAGCGCUCCAAGCAGAGCUGGUACAACGCCUUGUACCUGGGCGCCGUCUUCCAGCUCAACAAGGACGACCGGCUGUGGACCGAGACCAAUCAGCUGUCCGAGCUGGAGACGGACGGGGGCAGGACCUUCUUCGGUGUCUUUGCCCUCUGA
Syngnathoides biaculeatus (alligator pipefish) is the source of this 786-nucleotide messenger RNA. It is a transcript of the gene tnfb, whose product is annotated as tumor necrosis factor b (TNF superfamily, member 2). Bases 1 to 786 code for a protein of 261 amino acids. NCBI's taxonomy places the organism in Eukaryota, Metazoa, Chordata, Actinopteri, Syngnathiformes, Syngnathidae. Gene Ontology annotation, molecular function: tumor necrosis factor receptor binding. Gene Ontology annotation, biological process: immune response. The record is from RefSeq and is a predicted model, not a curated record. The transcript is spliced from 3 exons. Gene Ontology annotation, cellular component: membrane.